UCCAUUAAGUUAAACCCCUUGCUGUAUUUUUGUCGCUAAACCCUGAAACGAGGUCGCCGCUCGCCGCCCGUCGCCCGUCGCCCGUCGCCCGUCGCCCUCCGCUCUUUUACCUCCCUCUCCCACCUUGUACUUGUUUUUCUGGAGGUAGACGAAGAAAGGUGAACGAUAAUGGGUAUAUUCGAACCAUUUCGAGCGCUCGGAUACAUAACAACUCAGGUUCCGUUCUCCGUGCAGCGGCUCGGGACUGAGACAUUCGUCACAGUCAGCGUUGGCAAAGCCUUUCAAGUUUACAACUGUGCUAAGCUGAGUCUGGUGCUCGUCGGUCCGCAACUGCCAAAGAAGAUACGAGCUUUGGCCUCUUAUCGUGACUACACAUUUGCAGCAUAUGGACAUAAUAUAGCUGUUUUUAAGCGUGCUCAUCUGGUGUCAACUUGGGAAAGCCAUAAUGCUAAGGUCAAUCAGUUGCUUCUUCUCGGUGAACGCAUCAUCAGCACCGAUGUUAAAGGCAACAUCUUUAUCUGGGCUUUUAAAGGAGUGACUGAGAAUCUUUCUCCAGUUGGUCACAUUUCACUAGGAAACAAGUUUACUCCAACCUGCAUAAUGCAUCCGGAUACUUAUCUUGAGCAGGUACUUCUUGGAAGUCAAGAAGGUUCUUUGCAACUAUGGGACAUUAGCACAAUGAAAAAAGUUAAUGAGUUCAAAGGAUGGAAUGCAGCCAUCUGCUGUUGUGUUUCUUCUCCAGCACUAGAUGUUGUUGCUGUUGGCUGUUCUGAUGGAAAGAUUCAUGUUCACAACAUUCUUCGUGAUAUUGAGAUUGUUAGUUUCACUCAUUCUACAAAAGAUCCUGUGACUGCAUUAUCUUUCAGCACAGAUGGGCAGCCUCUUUUAGCGUCUGGUGGUUCAUCUGGUGUCAUAACUAUAUGGAAUCUUGAGACGAAGAGAUUUCACUCUGUCAUUAAAGAGGCUCAUGAUUGCUCUGUAGUUUCUCUUCAUUUUUUUGCACGCGAGCCUGUGCUGAUGAGUUCAUCAGCAGACAACUCCAUAAAAAUGUGGAUUUUUGACACUAGUGAGGGGGAUCCUCCUCGUCUCCUACGUUUUAGAAGUGGGCAUAGUGCUCCUCCUCUGUGUAUCAGAUUCUAUGCCAAUGGAAGACACAUCCUUUCUGCUGGCCAGGAUCGUGCCUUUCGGCUGUUCUCCGUUAUACAGGAUCAGCAGAGUAGAGAACUUUCCCAACGUCAUGUAUCAAAAAGAGCAAAGAAUCUCAAAGUCAAGGAAGCAGAAAUAAAACUUAAGCCCGUAAUUGCAUUUGAUGUUGCUGAAAUCAGGGAGCGCGAUUGGUGCAAUGUAGUUACAUGCCACGUGGAUACUGCCCAAGCUUAUGUCUGGAGGCUUCAAAAUUUUGUGAUCGGCGAGCACAUUCUAUCACCACACCCAGAGGAUCCAACACCAGUUAAGGCCUGUGCGAUCAGUGCAUGUGGCAAUUUUGCAGUAUUAGGGACUGCAGGUGGUUGGAUUGAGCGAUUUAAUCUUCAAUCAGGAAUUAGUCGAGGCAGUUACCUGGAUAUGUCAGAAAGAAAACCCUGUGCUCAUGAUGGAGAAGUGGUUGGUGUUGCUUGUGACUCAACCAAUACCAUCAUGAUAAGUGCUGGUUCCUGUGGAGAUGUAAAAGUUUGGGAUUUUAAGGGACGUGAAUUAAAAUCCAGAUGGCAAAUAGAUUGUGCAUUAGUCAAGAUUGUAUAUCACCGGUACAAUGGUCUUCUGGCUACUGUAGCAGAUGAUUUAGUUAUUCGUUUGUUCGAUGUUGUUGCACUAAGAAUGGUUCGGAAAUUUGAAGGUCAUUCGGAUCGUAUAACAGAUGUAUGCUUUAGUGAGGAUGGAAAAUGGCUUUUGACAUCCAGCAUGGAUGGGACUCUCAGAAUUUGGGAUGUAAUCCUAGCUAGACAAAUAGAUGCUGUACAUGUUGAUGUGUCUGUGACCGCAUUGUCUCUAUCACCAAAUAUGGAUGUCUUAGCAACUACUCAUGUGGACCAGAAUGGGGUUAACCUGUGGGUUAAUCAGGGAAUGUUUUCCGCCCCUAGUAAAGCUGAUUCCUGUGGGACUGAGGAAGUUGUGAGCGUCAAUUUGCCCACUGUCUCCUCAGUGGAAAAAUCUUUAGCUAACAGUUUUGAGGAGGCUAAAGUAAACCCUGAAGAAGCCGAAGAUGCUCAUCACUUCCCAGUUUCAGAUCAACAAAUACCCGAUCUUGUCACACUUUCCCUGUUGCCCAAAAGUCAUUGGCAGAGCUUGAUCAAUUUGGAUAUUAUAAAAGCCAGGAACAAGCCAAUUGAGCCACCAAAAAAACCCGAGAAGGCUCCUUUUUUCUUGCCAUCAAUUCCAUCCCUCACAGGGGAGAUUUUGUUUAAACCUAGAGAACCUGCUGAAGAUGAAAAGGAUUCACAAGCUGGUGAAGAACAAAAGACAAGGCAAAAAGCUGAUUUUCCAGCAUCUCACUUCCUUCAAUUCCUUCAAUCCUCAGCAAAGGAUAAGAAUUUUGCAGCAUUUACGGAUUACAUUAAAGGUUUAUCUUCUUCAACACUGGAUAUGGAACUCAGAAUGCUUCAGAUUAUAGAUGAUGAAGAUGAGCAAGAGCCCGGCAAGAGACCGGAGCUGCAGUUCAUUGAACUUCUGAUGGAUUACUUUAUACAAGAGGUUUCAUGUAGAAACAAUUUUGAGUUUAUACAGGCAGUAAUUCGAUUAUUCUUAAAGAUUCAUGGUGAAAGCAUACGCCGCCAGCCAGUUUUACAGGAAAAAGCACGGAAGCUGCUUGAAGUUCAGUCUGCAGUAUGGCAAAAAAUAGAUAAGUUGUUUCAAAGUACAAGAUGUAUGGUCACAUUUCUCAGCAACACACAAUUUUGAGUUAUCACUUAUAUUUCCUUCUUGCUGUAUUUGGUAUCAUUUUUGUUUUUGAGCGUAAAUUUGUUGUACCCUUGUCUCUGAGAUUACAAAAUUUUGGUGAUUCAAUGGGAGGCAUGUUAUUCUUAUUAUAAUAAUAGUGAAAAUUUACGAGUUAUACUUUUCUUUCUGGGAUUCUGAAACUUAUCUAAUGUUCGCUAGCAUUGUAAUGUAUUCGAUUUGAAUCCCAAAUUCCCAAUAAAUGUCUCGUAUUUCUUCAUCAAAAUUAUUAAUUAAUGAUUGUUAAUUUGCUGGUGAUUGAUAUCCUAAUGUAGCAAUGCAUUUUCAUUGUAUCGAAAAAAAAAAGAAAAGGAAAAGAAACUAUUCUAUCUAAUCUCAGAAUGCCAAUCUUAUCUCGAAGACCUGAACAUAUUGCAGAAAAACAU
Molecule: messenger RNA, 3317 nt
Organism: Sesamum indicum (sesame)
Lineage: Eukaryota; Viridiplantae; Streptophyta; Magnoliopsida; Lamiales; Pedaliaceae
Product: transducin family protein / WD-40 repeat family protein
Biological process (GO): rRNA processing
Cellular component (GO): small-subunit processome; Pwp2p-containing subcomplex of 90S preribosome
Molecular function (GO): protein binding
Source: RefSeq, a predicted model, not a curated record